AUGAAAAGACAAAUUAUAUUGUUUACUUCUUUAUUUAUAUUUUCUUUUAAUUUAACAUGGUCAUAUGAAAAAUCAAAUAUUAGGUCAGGGUAUUAUAAUGAAGAAAAUUUAAACAAUAAGGAAAAGGAUAAAAUUACUUCCUUGUUUAACGAAAUUAAUGAAGAUGUACAAAAUGAUGUGGAAGAAAAUUUAGAUAGUGGAAAAAAUAUGUUAGAAGGUGAUCAUUUGUUUAUAGGGCAAGCAGGAGAAGCACAGGAUCAAGGCCUUAAAGCAAGUGAACUUCAAGCACCAAGUAGACAAGUUACUGCAAGUAAUUCAGAUUCAAAUACACAUGGAAGUGAUCCAAAUAAUGCAUCAGAUUUAUCAAGAAACCAAGGAACUUCAAGAGCAACGGGAGAAGAAACACCAAAAGAUGUACCAGGUCAAUCAUCAGAAGCAGGAUCAGGACCACAAGAAGGAUUACAAUCAGAACGACAAUCAGGAUCACCACCAGAAUCACCACCAGGAUCACAACCAAGACCACAAGAAGUAACAGGAUCAGAGGGAACACCAAGAGUACCAACAGAAGGAAGACAAGAUGCAUCACCAAGUGUACCACAACCACCUAGUGCCACAGAGCCAUCAGCCUCUGAACAACCACAAGCGGUAUCUGAAUCACCAAGUCCAGAAGGAACAUCACCCACAUCACGAUCAAGAAGAUCAGUAGAAUCGGAUCCAUCACCAGAUAAUAGAAAUAACCCCCAAACCCCUGUUAGUACAACUCCAAAUUCUAACAAUGCUACCGCAUCUCCUCAAACGGCACAACCUCGUAAUAAUGAAAAUAAUAGAGUAAAUAGAAUCCCAGAAAUGAAAUAUUUAGAUCUCCUUUAUGAUGAACUUCUUACAAAUAGAGAAGGAAAACAUCAAGUAGAUUUUGGAGAAAACCACGAAAAAUAUAAUAUUUUUAGAAAGGAAUAUGAUAAUUUUUCUAUUAAUCAAAAAGAGUAUGAUAUAAUUAAGAAACUUCUUAAUUCUAUUUUUAAAGAUAAUGAUGAAAAUGAAAAAAUGAAAAAGCUAGCUAACAUCUUUCAAAAAGCAUUAAUUGACAAGGAAUUCCAUGAUCAAUUUAAAAACUUUAUUGAUGGUAUUUUGGGAUUUGCAAAACGUCAUAGUUACUUAAGAAAUGAAAAAAUCCAAAACAAUACUACAUAUAAAGCAUUCUUUCAAAAUGCAGUGGAUUUAUUAAAUACACUUUAA
Molecule: messenger RNA, 1236 nt
Organism: Plasmodium gaboni
Lineage: Eukaryota; Apicomplexa; Aconoidasida; Haemosporida; Plasmodiidae
Product: MSP7-like protein
Exons: 1
Coding region: 1-1236 (411 amino acids)
Source: RefSeq, a predicted model, not a curated record